Molecule: messenger RNA, 2235 nt
Organism: Pimephales promelas (fathead minnow)
Lineage: Eukaryota; Metazoa; Chordata; Actinopteri; Cypriniformes; Leuciscidae
Molecular function (GO): protein binding; palmitoyltransferase activity
Source: RefSeq, a predicted model, not a curated record
AGGGCGGGGUUUCCCUUAAAUCAGUAGUACAGCAUAUUUGCUUAUUAUCAGAUUCCCUCUUUUAUCGGAUGAAUUAUAAUCCAACGGGGCGAAUUUUGUGAUGGACGUAGAUAUUUCCGUUGCAACAAACUAACACAACAAUUAAAAUAGCCUUUUAUAAUGACUUCCUACAGUUGACCGAUCAUUUCUUCAGUCUACAGUAGGCGUAACGUUAAAUAAAUGGUGGCAGAAUGUUGCAGGCUUCUUCAGGAAGUUGUAUAUUUGAAUCGACUCAACGGGGUGAGAUCGAUCAAAUUAACCAUUUAUUACAGCAGGAUCGGGGAGUCUUAAAACAAAAAGGUUGGGGAGGUUUCACAGCCCUCCACUUUGCUGCUCUCCACGGAAACCGGCCAGUGGCUGAGCUCCUGCUGAACAAUGGUGCUGAUCCAAACAUCCCUUGUGAUGCAGGACAAACUCCUUUUCACUUCGCUUGCAGAAAUGGCAAUAUUUACAUCAUGCACAAAAUGAUGCAGCAUGGUGCAGACUUACAGAUAUUAGAUGAGCAGGGGAAAUCAUCUCUUCAUCAUGCAGUCGGUGGUGGAAGUGUUAUUGCCUCACAGUACCUGUGGGAGACUGGAAUGUUCCGAUUCUCGGAUGCAGAUAACUAUCAGGUCACUCCGCUGCAUUUGGCAGCUUCCACGGGCAAUACUGAUGUAGUCCGGUAUCUCCUUAGAGCGCAUAGGUGCACGCCAGAGGCAGUUGACCACCAGGGGGCGUCAGCACUUCACGUUGCUGCAGAGAAAGGCAUGAUUGAGGUGUGCUGGCUACUGUUGAAGAGUGCCGGACUCCAUAUUUUACACAUGAAAAACAUCACUGGCCUCACACCUCUAGACCUCUGUAAUCAAGGGAAUACUUUUAGACAUCAGCAGCUCUCCAGGAUUUUGACAAAUUUCAUUCAACAACCAAAAGAUCUGAUUCCUAAGGACUCAUAUGUGAUGUACUUCUGGGUGCUGUUGUUACCAUCUCUCAGCGGGGCAGCAGUUCUCAUUAUAGCAGCGGCUCUUGGUGAAUAUGGGGGUAUUUUCUCUGCAGUGCUUUUCCCCUGUAUGGCAAAAGUCAUUCUUUCUCAAUAUCACAGACUGAGCAGCUUUCAAAGGUUACCAAACCCUGUUUACCUGGGAACACUGACUGCAGGUCUAAUUCAUUCCACAGCUUGUUUUCUCUAUAAAAUUGUCCCUAGUUUUUGGCCAGCUCAUACCCUCUUACACAUUUCACUUGUCCAUUUUUGUGUGCUUGCUGGACUUUUUUGGAAAGUUCUAAAUCAGAACCCAGGACAACUCAAAGAAGCUGACACUGAUUCCCGGUUUUCCAGCAUAGGAGACUUAAUGGAAGCCGGCCAGAGCCCAGCCAGAUUCUGUAUUUAUUGUGAGCUAAUUCAAGUGGAUAAUUGCAAACACUGCCGUUUGUGUGACGUGUGCAUCCAAGACUACGACCACCACUGCCUCUUCCUCAAUCAGUGUGUGGGACGGGACAACCACCGCAUCUUCAUCCUCUUCAUCAUGUCCAUGGUAAUGGCUCAUCUCAUCUUCAUCCUCAGUGCCGUUUACUACCUCUACCUGAAAUUCUCAGGCUUGCAGCUGUCAGACUGGGGCUCAGUGGUGGGAAAAGAGGCUUGGGUCGUCCUGCUGGCUCUGCUCAACAUGCUCUCUCUGAUCUGGGUGGGAUGGUUGCUAUUCGAGCAGCUUAAUGCCAUUUCCAUGGGAACCACCACCUACUUUAGGCGGUAUGACCACAAGGGGCCUUCGAAAAGACAACGGUUGGCAACAGUCCUCUCUUUUCUGCUUGAAGGGAAAAGAAGACCGGAGCACAGUCAGUCUUUUAGCAUAUAGAGACAAUUAUUUAAAUUAUAAAGCAACAUAACAGUUUAAUCUGUAUCUUAUUGUUGUUUAUAAAAGCUAUCUGAAGGAGUCAAAGCUAGUUGGUGGAAGUCAGAGCCAGUCUGCAGAUUUUGUCCUGUCGCGUAGUGUACUGUAUGAUGGGCACCGAUUCCAUGUAACAAUAUUAAAAUUAAAAAAACGAACAACUUAAAACAAAAGAACAUUAUUUUGAGUUCCAUAGUUUGUAAGAAAAAAAUAAAAGAAAUCCAGUAUUACCUAGAGGUCACUGCUGGUUUUCCAAUCCCAUAAUAGUAUCUGUACUGUGAUUUAUUUUUUGUCAAUAUGUGGAAUAUUUUAAAUAAACAUCUUUGUGUCAAUU